AUGUUGCAAGCCCUGAGCCGCCGCGGUGUCCGCGCCCUGAGCACGUCCGCGUCCAUUCUCCCCGAGUUCAACGUCCUCUUCGAGGACAUCAAGGCCGAUGCGGCCAAGAACAAGCUUAUCAAGGUCUCCAAGCUCACGAACCUCUUCAAGACGGCCACGUCGAAGGCCGACCUCGAGCUGAGCACGGAAGCGCUCAAGAUCUACGAGCGCAAGCACAUCGACCCGAUUGAGGUGACGGCCGGCGAAUUUGUCAAGGCGUGCAUCCAGCACGACGCCGCUGACGUCGCUGUCUCGGCGCUCUCGCAGAACCGCCGCAUUGGCCUCUUUGUGAACGCUGGCUCGCUCAACAAGCUCCUCGUGCACUUCAAGAACGCCAAGGACGACGCGAACCUCAUCGCGGUCUUUGACGAAGCCAAGAAGUUUGAUAUUCGCUACAACCCGGUGUCGUACCACUUGGCUAUCAGCGCGCACCUCCGCUCGGGCGACGUCGAGAAGGCCCUCGCGGUCCUCGAAGCCGCUGCUGCGGCCAAGAAGAUCGACUCCAAGACUGUCAACCACGUCCUGUUUCAGCUGACCAAGUCCGAGGCGGCGGACCAGGUCGAGGCCGUCGUUGCGCUCCUCAAGAAGCACAACGUGGCCCUCGAUGAAUCGGGUGCCAAGCUGGCGUCUGCGUAG
This is a messenger RNA of Saprolegnia parasitica CBS 223.65, 675 nucleotides long. RefSeq lists its product as hypothetical. Bases 1 to 675 code for a protein of 224 amino acids. The record is from RefSeq and is a predicted model, not a curated record. The transcript has 2 exons. Gene Ontology annotation, molecular function: protein binding. NCBI's taxonomy places the organism in Eukaryota, Oomycota, Saprolegniomycetes, Saprolegniales, Saprolegniaceae.